ACAAAAAUGACUGCAAUCUGCAGCAAGGGAGACCUAGAGAAAACCAGGGCAGGGGAGCUCGCCUUGCAGGGGAAUUUGAGGCAGCACCUCAGGGCAGGUUUGUAGGAACAGAUCAGGCGCCUGUGGGAGGCGAUUCUAGGUAACUUGGUGCUGCCUCAGCGCGAGGGCUGGACUUGGUGAGGGCCCAAGGUCCUGGGCCAACACCCCGCAGCCCCCGCCCCUUCACUGCUUCCCCUUCCCCCGGGCGGGCGCAACCGGCCGCAGCGCCGCCCCCUUGGGCUCCGCGCCCGGCGCCGCCCCCCGCCCGUCUGACGUGCCCCUGCAGCCAUGUCGGCCGCCGCGCGCAGACGCCAGGCAGCCGGGGCGCCGCGCGAAGCCCCCGCUGGCGGAGAUGAGGAGCCGGGCAUGGCGGCCCCGAGCCUCAGCGUCUGCCUCAAGCUGCUGGCGGCGGCUCUCUACGGGUUCAGCUCCUUCCUCAUCGUGGUGGUGAACAAGAGCGUCCUCACCAGCUACGGAUUUCCCUCCUCACUAUGUGUUGGACUAGGCCAGAUGCUGGCCACGGUGACUGUGCUUUGGGUGGGAAAGGCACUCAGGGUGGUGAAGUUUCCAGACUUUGACAGAAAUAUACCUCGAAAGACGUUUCCACUACCUCUUCUAUAUUUUGGGAACCAAAUCACAGGACUGUUCAGCACAAAGAAACUGAACUUGCCAAUGUUCACGGUUCUGAGAAGGUUUUCUAUUCUGUUUACAAUGUUUGCUGAAGGAAUUUUACUCAAGAAGAAAUUUUCUUGGGGCAUUCAAAUGACAGUGUUUGCAAUGAUAAUUGGUGCAUUUGUAGCUGCUAGUGCUGACUUGGCAUUUGAUCUAGAAGGAUAUAUUUUUAUCCUGAUUAAUGAUGUCUUGACAGCUGCAAAUGGUGCAUAUGUAAAACAGAAACUGGAUUCAAAGGAGCUGGGAAAGUAUGGUCUGCUUUAUUACAAUGCACUGUUUAUGAUUCUUCCCACCUUGGCCAUAGCCUAUUUCACAGGAGAUGCGCAAAAGGCAAUGGAAUAUAAAGGCUGGGCAGAUACACUCUUCGUUAUACAGUUUACACUCUCAUGUGUAAUGGGGUUUAUUUUGAUGUACUCCACAGUUCUUUGCACUCAGUAUAAUUCUGCUCUUACAACUACAAUAGUUGGCUGUAUUAAGAAUAUAUUAAUAACCUACAUGGGAAUGUUUUUUGGAGGAGACUAUAUUUUCACAUGGACAAACUUCAUUGGGUUAAAUAUCAGUAUUGCUGGAAGCCUGGUGUAUUCUUACAUCACUUUUACAGAAGAGCAAUUGAACAAGCAGUCUGAAGCUACUAUCAAGAUGGAUAUUAAAGGAAAAAGCUCAGUAUGACCAGGGGAUUAUUUAUAAGAAGUAACUCCUUGUUUUUGUUCAACGAUCACUGGCAGUAUACAGUAAAAAUAUUAGUGUGGGUGUCGUGGAAUAAUGCUGGUACUCUGCAUUUGCACAAUCUAAAUAUGCUGCCUUUUUAAAAAAAAUUAUUAUAAAGAGAUUUAUAAUUGACUGCACAUUAAAUAUACAGCUCGUUAAUUUAAUCUAGACUAUGAGGAAUAAAUCUUUUGUAAUUUAUUAUGAUCAAGUCUGGUGGUAGAACCAUGCACAGAUGAUGUAAACACUUUGAUUUUACAGGAGUACUGUUAAUAUUCUUAGAUACAGUUUUGUUUUCUUGCAAGAAAACUUGUCCUAACCUAUCAGUUACAGUUUAGCUUGCAUCUGGGUUGUCUUGCAGCUAAGCAUAUCAAUGGGCAAUAAUAAAUAUUUGUAAUUGGCUUUUAAGGUGAAUGAUUGACUCAGCUCCAACCCCUUCAUGCUGUCUAAAAGGGCCAUGGUGAUGUCAGGGGUCUCAAAAAGCCCUGCAUCCCUUUCAGGGCAGAAUUCCUCAGUUCAGGCACAUCAGGCUGCCUUCGGAGGAAGCCCUCACAAGCCCGGGUGUGGGGGAUGCUAGUUGUGGGGAUGGGUGGGUUGGUAUUGUGAGUAGAAGUGUUGCUGUAGCGCGGAGCCUUGUGGAGAUUCUGAGCAAUGCUGCAGCCCAGAAGAGCCCUGUGGGAAACUACUGUAGCUUAGAUAAGCUCCCUGGGGUGGAACAGGGGAGGACUCUCCAGUCCCUGAAGCAGUUGGGCAAAAAGAUGAUUUAAAGCCAGCAUAGGUCCCUCUGUGCAGGGCUGCAAGUUCUGUGCUGUGCCUCAUGAAGAGGCAACAUGGAAUCUCACCCCUUAGCUCAGAAAACGCAAGUUCACAGAUUAGUUUACUUUAUUUUCGAGAAGGAAGCUACUGAAGCAGGGUAACUUUCACUAACUAUAAGCCAACUGUAGGCCCUGCAUAGAUCAUAAAAAGAAGAUACAUAUUUUUGGCAAUUUUGAUUUCUUGUCAAUAUUAAGCUUUCAGAGGAACAAGAAAAAGGGAAAGAAAAGAGUUUUCUCUAGAGCUAGAAUAUAUACAGAAAUAGAGGGAGACUGAAAUGUAACUCCUUUUUUUAUUUACUAAGGAAAGGAAUGGCUCUGCAACCUUGCAUAUGCAAGUGCAGAUCUUUCAGCAGAUGUAUCAAUUCUGCAAUACACUCUUAUUUCAGUUAGUCAGUCAGUCAUCCGGUUUUAAGUUUUUGGACAAAACAUUGGCUUGAACAGUCAAUGAUUUUAGUAGAUGUUUAAUUUUUUUCAUUAACUUUUUUAAGCCUGUGCUCAUCCUGCUUAGCUUCUGCAUGCCUCACAACAGCUUAGUACCUCUUCUUGUAAAGCUGAUGUUGGAUGGUGAAAUUCGUGAAUAGGUGGUGGGAUGAUGGUACACCACCUUCCAAUUUUACAUAAUAUAUUGGAGAACUCAGCAGGGAAGCACUGAAUUAAAAUAAGACCUAUCCUGCAGUCAUACAUGAGUAACUUUACUUACAUUAGUAAUCCCACUGGGCAACUUAAUAAGUAAAGGUACUCACGUGCAUAAAUUUUUGCAGGGUAAGGCCUAGCACUCGUUCAAAAUCAAGUGAAAAUCUGUGUCUAAAAGAUUUUUUUAAAUGAAUUAAUGUUUUUGAUUCCCUUCCAGUCCCAAGUGUGCCCCAUUAUUCUGAACCAAUAGUAAAAGAAUAAAUUUGAAAUACGUUAUCUUUUUUAGUUUAGUAAAUUAACAGUUAAUCCAUAUAUAACAUUUUAUGCAGCUACACGUUGACAGGUCACCUAGAAUGAAUAUUUGUUACCUUUACUCUUCUAGAUGAUGUCAAGGUAAUUCAUUAAUUGGUACAUUUAAUUUGUACCAUUAUGUGAUUGAUACAGUUCUGAUGUUUUAACUCUAUCCAAAUUUUAUGCUCUGUUCAGUUUAUUUUUGGAUGCAGUAAAAUUUCUUUUACAUUGUGAGCUGUUUUUAAUGGAGAAAUAUUUUUAAAAUGUCAAGCCGUAUUGAUUUUUUUAAAAAAAUUUAAAAUUGAUGCAAUAUUUCUGUCUAUCUUCUUCCCUUUGAUUCUUUCUUUGGUUAAAAUUGUACACUUAUUUCCCCACAAUUUAUUCCUACUCCUACUCUUCACUUACAAGAAGAGACUUUCACAGGCAGUUAAUCUAAUUGCAUUUGGAAGGAUAUUUGGUGGAAAACUGAGUGACAUGGUAUUGAAAGAAACAUUGCAUUUCAGAAUAUUUUUUAGGUAAUUGAGAUGGGCAUUUCUGUAACAUUUUCUGUAGAAACGUUUAAUCAGCAUACUGUGUGUUACAGUAUGUGUCUACUGUGUUUCUUUGGCAGUUUGCAUUGUUAGCCUAGUCCUCCAUUUAGAAUCCUUAAAGGUAGCCUGCUUAUCUAAUUCUUGUUUUAAUUGAGCUAAAUGGAAAAAUUAUGUGUGAUACCCAUAUACCGCAGGAAAAGGAUGGGGGAGCAUUCAACACAAAUUUUGACUCAAAAACGUACCUGAUGUGUUCAUGCUUUUGCUAGCUUCCUAAAAUCACGCAGCCAGCUCCUGCUCUACUGUGAUUCCUCACUGUGAUCCAGGAUGUGAUGACAUAGCUACUAGUGUCACCCAAAGGGGCUAUCCUGUUAAAUGCCAUUUAAGUGUGGUGCAGUUUUGUAAAGUCACUUCUUUGACCCUGAUGGUCAAUAGACUUUGCAAAAACACUACCCCUUACGCCAGUAGUCUGAAAACAGUCCCGUACUCUUGUAGGCCAGCUCCAGGUUAGCAAUGGCAGCACAGCAGAAAUUAGUUGAGGAAAGUAAACUUUAGAUUAUUUUUUGUGCUGAAUGUGUCUCUUACUGUGUCUUAUGGAAUAUUUUAGCUCAUAUACAAAAUAAAGGCCUUGCAGGAAAUUUAAAAAAAAAAUAAAAAAUAAUAAUAGGCUAGGGAACCAAAUGUUCUUUUUUAUUUUAGCUUGUUGUGAUCCCCAUUCUUUUUAUAAAAUUUGGAUCUGUAUUUAAAUACUGAAAUCUGAACUUUACAUGUGAUAAAUGUGCCUGUUUUUAAAUGUCAAGGUCAGUAACUCUGUCAAAAGAGGGUUUUCAACUCAGCUCAUUCUGCUAUAAAUCUCAAAAUAGGCUCCCAAAUUCAUUCUUUUUUCUUAUGUCUCCUUGUCCUCGCACCCUCUGAUGCGGGAAUCUGGAACAGAUAACAUCAUAAUGCCACCAACUGGAAGCAAGAAUGCAAAGAACUGCUAGAUCCUGCCCCUGGACAUAAAAGCCUCAGCACCGUCCCCUCAGUUUGCCUUUCCUCCUUUGGAAACCUGGAGUCCUUGCUUCAGCUCUCCUGCCAUCUCUUUUCCCUUUUUCUCUUUUGUGGGGACUUUAAAGAAAAAAUGGGACAGAAUUGAGGGAUGGGGCGAGUGGGAAGAAAGAGCGAAGUAAGAAGCCAGCAGCAGUUUCUCGGAUGGAGAGUUGAAGGCAGAGCAAGUUGCUGUUCGGUUAAGCACCACCCUUCAAGGGGGUUGCAUCUGGGGCCAACUGUUCAUAAAUGCCACCACUCAGGGAUGGUAUGCCCAGUCUGCACUCCACCUCUAAAGUGGGAGUGGCAGCUCCCCUGCCCUUGGCAGGCAUCCCUCCUCUGAAGGGUCUUUGGUGACCUCCCUCCCAAAUGUAUUUCUGGUCCUGCAAACUCAGCCUUAGGAGAGAGGGACCAAGAUCUUGACCGUGUUCUGCUCCUGGACUUAGAUCAAGCCUCCAAGCCCCUUGGUUGAGCCUGGUUCUGAUGCUGAUACCAGUGUCCCCUGACUGGAGACUCUCUCAUCCUCUGCAUUCUCAGUUUGGAGACCCCCAAAGAUACUGUUUUCAAGCAUACAUUUCGCAGAAGAGGGGGUUCUCUUUCCCUUCCAUUUGGCCAUCCUGGACCUUGCGUCCAAGGAAUGGAACUAGGUGGACCUGUGCACCCAAGACUCUCGCCCUGCGGCUAGAUGUUAUCCUGUUUCUCCUGAAGAACCAGACGAAGUAUUUGCUAUUCCUAGGUUGGAUGCACAGGCCUUAUGUCUCACUUCUAAAUUGUUCUCUCAUGGAGUAUAUGUCCACCCUAUGGAUAAGACUUGGGGUGGACUUGGCCCUUAAUACAGCUUACAAGCUCGCACUAGUGACUUUGCAUAUUGCAGCUCAUUUUGCUAUAGGGCCUAAGCUCUGUGGGUGGACCUUAGAAGGAUUUCUCCUCUGCUUUUCCCCUUACACCAGAACUAUGAGGGUUUCUUCACUGUCCCCUGGUCUAUAGAAGCUGCUUCCAUUUUGUGUAAAGCUGCCUGCAUGUGGAGUUUCCACUGUGGGUCAGAGACACAUUUGACUUUGGGAGUGGAAUGCAGAUGAAGGAGUAAAGUCAAAGCUGGCCAGUCGCCCCUUUUAAAGGGCUUAAUCUCUUUGACCUGCUGCUACCAUGAGGCGUGUAGAUUCUUCUAAGAACCACCCCGCAUCCUCGGGGAAUGUGCCCCCCUUUAUCUCUUGCUGAAAGCCCAGGCUCAGGUGUUGGCAGGGAUCCUCUUUGGUAUCCUAUGACAGGUCAGCCCUUGGUUCUGUCGGAUUCAGGUCUUUCGUGGGCCCAGGAGGCUGCUGUUUAAACACUUCUUUCCACUGCUUUCCCAAAGCAGCCGGUUGCACUCAGGCCAGGUCCAUCCCCAUAGCUCAUCAGCCCUGCCAUGGUUGGAAGUCGUUUGCUGAUAUUUGUGAAAAUGUGAGCCGCCUCCACCUCCGAUGCCUGAUCACCUUACUCAAGCCCCUUCAGUCUCAUGUCUACUAGAGUCUCAGGACCUCCUGCCUCAUGUGGCCCAGAUCACCGAGGAGGGAACUUCCCCAUCUGGAUACAGUCCUGAGUUCUUCACUAGGAAAGUCUUUCAUUCCCCUGGACAGACUCCGCUCUUUUGAGCACUCUGUCAUCAGUCAGCUCCUCCUCCCCGGUUCUGGCCUGGAGCCUCCUUUGAUUGUUGAGCCAUGUUGCAGCCUGUGUGGAUCUCCUGGGUGGGGCUCCACCUUUACUCUCUGCAGUCCUUCUUCCUAUCCAGAUGGGAUUCCCUGUCCUUCCUUGGAGGAUAACCCUCUUCAUUCCUCCCUGGAAUCAUGUGCAACACCUGCAGCUGUUUGCGUGGUUCUCCUUUCUGUUCACCCUGCCCCCAUUUGUAUUGCCACUGAUGCAAAUCUCUUGGGUUUAGGGGGGGCUCACACCUGGGAAUUUUGUUAACUUAGAGCCUCUGUUAGCUGGAGGGACACACAUUGAGUAUAAAUCUCCUUGAACUGCAGGCUGUAGGUUUGGAUCUCAUAGCUUUGGAAUCCUUAAUCCUCGUUCACUGGAACAACUGCAUGACAGUGGAGUAUGUCAGCCGCUGGGGGGACCUGCAGGACUUCGCUCCUGGUGGAGGCAUUCCAUCUGGAUAAACCUGGUCUGCUUUCCUUGAGGGCCCUUUAUCUGGAGGGCAACAGUACCCUUGCUCGGCCACAGCCAUUUGGCUCCAGGAGAAUGGAGCCUCCCCCAAGUUUUCAAGGCCAUUUGUCGAAAGUUGGCACCAUAGUCAAGUUUACCUGUUUCUGUUUCCAGACCCUGGGCUCUCUUAUAUGAUGCAUUUGCAUGGAGCUGGAGUGUCAAGAGCUGAGUUACUGCUUCUUGAAAAACUGCUGAAAAAAA
Mauremys reevesii (Reeves's turtle) is the source of this 7093-nucleotide messenger RNA. It is a transcript of the gene SLC35D1, whose product is annotated as solute carrier family 35 member D1. The record is from RefSeq and is a predicted model, not a curated record. The transcript has 12 exons. Gene Ontology annotation, cellular component: Golgi apparatus. The coding region runs from base 328 to 1380 and encodes 350 amino acids. Gene Ontology annotation, molecular function: GDP-fucose transmembrane transporter activity; antiporter activity. Lineage: Eukaryota; Metazoa; Chordata; Testudines; Geoemydidae.